Aspergillus mulundensis is the source of this 1359-nucleotide messenger RNA. Its product is annotated as LysM peptidoglycan-binding domain-containing protein. NCBI's taxonomy places the organism in Eukaryota, Fungi, Ascomycota, Eurotiomycetes, Eurotiales, Aspergillaceae. The transcript has a single exon. The record is from RefSeq and is a predicted model, not a curated record. Bases 1 to 1359 code for a protein of 452 amino acids.
AUGGCUCGAUUCAAGCCAGCUUUCUCAUCUCUGGCGGCGCGUAUUCUUUUGCGGUGCCUUUUUCUUCUCACGCUCAUUUGGCUGGCCUCCUCAAUCCUCGCCUGGGUCCGAGGCGAAGACGACACAAUCGGGAAGCGAACAUUCCCCGGUUUCCAGCUCUACAAGACCGAGACCCUCCAAUCCCUGCACCUGACCGACACCUGCGUCACCGCGCUGUCCGAAAAGAUCCUCUGUGUUGAUUACCUAUACAUGCUCCAAACCCCGGGCAGCGGCCAGUACAUCGAGGACACCACACUUACAGACAUCAUUUGCGAUGCCGGCUGCGGCGACAGCCUCAAACGAUACUACGACAACGUGGCCCAAAACUGCGGGAACCAGAUCGUCGGCUCAUCGAAACCCACCAGACUCGGCGGCGCAGUCUACGCAAACUACAACAUGACGUGCCUCAAGAACCCGUCCACAAACCGGUACUGCCUGAACGAAAUCGUCGGCUUCACCACCGUCGACAGCGUGAGCAUGAUGCCCCGCGACGAAAUGUGCUCGUACUGCUACACGACCCACCUCCAAAUGCGCCAGGCAAGCCCCUACGCCGCAUACAGCGACUACGACCGCGAGGCCCUCGAAACCGUACAGGCUGAAUGCAACCUCACCGGCCCCACGGACCCCCACGAACCACUCUACAUCUCUCCUCCAUCCCCCGAACCCAUGUGCAUCUCCGAUAUAACCUACACCACGCAAGCGGGCGAUACCUGCGACUCAAUCGCGCGCCAGUACAGCGUCGCCUCGGCAGCCGUCCUCUACGGAAACCCGACGCUGAUCGCAAGCUGCUCGGACCUCGCGCCGAACAAGGACCUGUGCAUCCCGCUACCCUGCGAAAGACCGUACGUCGUCGCCGAUACCGACGACUGCUGGACAAUCGAGUACGAGCAUAAAUUGGAUCCCGGCACAGUCCGCAAAUACAACAACUGGCUCGACUCGGACUGUCUGAACCUCCAGUCUGCGCGCGGCAACCUCGGCAGUAUCCUCUGCCUGUCGCCGCAGGGCGGGAAGCACAACUCCACGGGCAAGAGUGUAACGACAGCCCCGACCAGGACAGGCUAUGUGAAUCGGAUCAUGCGCCUCCCUGAGGGCGCGGCUGUUGCGGUGGGCACCACGAUGUACUGUGGCGCUUGGCAUACAGCCCAGAAGGGCGACUCGUGCGUCGAGAUCUGCCUGGACAGCGGCAUGCCGGCUAGUUUGUUCCGCGGUGCGAAUCCGUCGUUGGCAGGGGGUGACUGUAAUGCGAAGCUAGUGGCGGGGCAGACGUACUGUGUUGGGCCGCAUCCGCACUGGGAUGAUGAUGCGUAUUGGGACGAUUAG